AUGGACGGUGAGGCUGACUCAGUAAAUGAAGUGUCAGUUGACCAGAUUGACGUGGACACUCAAAGCAACAGUGUUUCACCGACUCUUUUCUUUUGUGAUGCUGAGACGCAAACUGAAAUAACUGGAGAAUUUCCCGAUCGAUUGGAAUUUGAAUAAAAAUCGUCUGGCGAGGAAAAAGACAAAUUAGCGAAAGAAAAAGACGAGUUGACUAGAGAUUCAAAGUGACUUCAGCAUGCACUGAGAAAUCCGAAGUUUGACAUUUCAAAAUUUAAGGAAAAGGAUGAAGAUAUCGAAUUUUACACUGGCCUUCCACACUGGGAUGCACUUAUGCUUCUUUACGAUAUGUUACAUGACAAGGCCCAGAACUUAAAGUAUGGCUACUAUGCGAAGAAAAACACCAGUCUUGAGCAAAAGCUAGGA
Porites lobata is the source of this 420-nucleotide messenger RNA. Lineage: Eukaryota; Metazoa; Cnidaria; Anthozoa; Scleractinia; Poritidae. The record is from the annotation of a GenBank genome assembly.